AAUAAAGACCCAGCUAGUCCCUGCGCGAUAACAGGCUGGCCAUCGGGGAUUACACAACACGGAAAUAAAGAGCCAGCUGUUCCUCGCGCGAUAAGAGGCAGUCAGGAGAGAAAUUGGAGGCGACUUUGCUUCACUUGAUUAAGGCGUUAUUGCAUAACACCAAUGAGUACUUCAGCCAAAAUGAUGAGGGCAUUUUUGGUACGUCAAUUUGGGGGCGUUGACCAAAUGAAAUUGGAGAGAGUCCCAGUUCCAACUGUAGGGGAUAAACAGGUCUUGAUCAAAGUAUAUUCCAGUGGGGUGAAUCCUGUUGACACGUAUGUGCGCUCUGGGCAGUAUAAAGUGCUCCCAGACCUGCCAUACAUCCCAGGAAAAGAUGCUGCAGGUGUUGUUCACAGUGUUGGAGCUUCGGUUACUAAGUUUAAAAGAGGAGACCGUGUUUUCUCGAGUCAGACAAACCGGAUGGGGACACUAGCAGAGUAUGCGUGUGUUGACGAACCAAAUGUUUUUCCUCUUGCAAGGUCUCUGUCUUUUUACGAGGGUGCUGCCAUAGGUAUCCCAUAUUUUACUGCUUACAGAGCACUUAUCCAUAACCUUGGCAAAAGAGGGGAAAGGGUACUCAUUCAUGGAGCAAGUGGUGCUGUUGGAAUUGCAGCCACACAGAUAGCCAAGAAACUUGGUUUGUAUGUAGUUGGAACAGCUGGUUCAAAAGAAGGAAUAGAGUUAGUACUAAGAACAGGUGCUGAUGAAGUUGUUAACCAUCGAGAUCCCAAGUAUAUUGACAAGCUCUCAGUAGGGGAGAAGUUUGACAUCAUACUGGAGAUGUUGUCAAAUGUUAACCUUGGCCAUGACUUAAAUCUGAUGAAGAGUGGUGCUAGGACUAUUGUGAUUGGCUGUCGUGGUCCUGUCAACAUACAUCCGCGUGAUUUGAUGACUACAGAAGGCUCUAUAAUUGGCUGUGCUCUCUAUGCUGCAUCACAUGAUGAGAUUCAAGAGACGGGAUCAGCACUGGUUAGAGGAAUCAGGAAGGCUGGUGAGACUGCCAUUGACAUGGUUUACGGCUUUGAGUUGGCCCAGGAAGCACACAGCGCAGUUGUACAGACAAGGGGUUCUAAAGGAAAACAUGUUAUUGAAGUACAAAAAGAGCCAUAAACAUUAUCAGUAAUGAUCUGAAACCUGAUAUUGGUUUUUCCUCAGGUAUGACAAUAUACUCUGAAUGAGCUGCAUUCCAAGAAAAUAUAUAUAUAUUUCUCACUUAUUUGGUACUGAUAUUCAAAUGGACUUGUUUUUUCUUCUUUCUUUCGUUGUUUUUGUUGCCUGCUGUUAUUUUUAGUAUUAGUAUUAGUAUUAUUGUUAUUAGUCGUAUUACGAUUCUGUAAACUCAAAAGGUGCUAAAGGAAAAUCUAUUCUGAAAAUGCAGAAAAGGUUUUCAGUAAUGACUCAGAGACUGCCUUCUAUUUUUCAAUAUUUAUGACAAUAUAGAUAAAAUGUGUUGCAUUCCAAAUAAAGGCUCAAUAAUUACUGUCAAAAAGGAUUCUUUGUAUUAAUAUUCAAAUGGCCAGUUUUUUAUAUAGAUUAUUUAGAGGAGGUAAAAGAAAUUUGUUUUCAGUGAUAUUUAUUAUAUUAUUAUUGUGAUUGUUUGUGGCUAGUAGUAUUUAUGCCAUUAUCACCAUUUUUGUUAUUAUUACUGCUCAUUUACUGUGUGAAACAAUAAAGAAUGACAUUGUCCAAGCCUGUUUUUAGAG
Penaeus vannamei (Pacific white shrimp) is the source of this 1742-nucleotide messenger RNA. The record is from RefSeq and is a predicted model, not a curated record. NCBI's taxonomy places the organism in Eukaryota, Metazoa, Arthropoda, Malacostraca, Decapoda, Penaeidae.